CGACAGCUCAGAGCCCGGAUGGAGCAGCCAUUGGGGAAGUGUGCGGGGCUUUAACGUAACCGAGGAGUGCUCUCUCUGUGGAAUUAAAAAAAGAGACUAAGUGAGAGGCGAACACAGAGUCAUAAAUAUCCAAGAUCCACAGGGUGCCACACGACGAUACGCGCUUAACCUCGGAAAACCUGAACUCGGACUGGAAACCUUUGGGAUACAGAAUCCGAGGCGUCUGACUUGAACUGUGGAAGUUGGGAGAAUACUCAGCUGAGCCUGCGCUACAACUACUAGCCAUAAGCUAAGCGGCGCUGUUAGCCCCGAAGCUAACUCCAACUGAGCUGUGAACUUGCUUGCAAAUCACGGGGGUUGAGAUUCAGUCACAGGCUCAGGCUCCGUGAGAAAACCAGGGACUUGCUUAAUGAAUUAUGUCUACCACAAGCAUUGACCCUCAGAGAUCAAAGGGGCAAGCGUCUAAAGUGCAAAAUGGUUCACUGCAUCAGAAGGAGACUGUCCAUGACAAUGACUUUGAGCCAUACCUUCCUGGUCAAUCUACUCAGAACAACAGCUACCAGUCCAUCACCGAUCCCUACAUGUCCAGCUACUAUGCUCCCUCCAUUGGAUUUCCUUACCCACUGAGUGAGGCUCCCUGGUCCACAGGUGGGGACCCUCCAAUUCCUUACCUCACACCCUAUGGACCUCUGAGCAAUGGAGACCACCACUUUAUGCCGGACACCGUGUUUGGCCAGCCAGGAGGACUGGGAAGCAGUAUCUACCCCCACAGGUUUAACUUUUUUCCUGAAAACCCUGCCUUCUCUGCUUGGGGCACAAGUGGCUCCCAGGGCCAGCAGACUCAAAGUUCAGCUUAUGGUGGCAGCUAUAGCUAUCCUCCCAGCUCCCUGGGGGGCACUCUGGUGCCUGACGGUCAGACAGGGUUUCACAGCGACACCCUGAACAAAGCUCCUGGUAUGAACAGCCUAGAACAGGGGAUGGUUGGGCUGAAGAUUGGAGGGGAUGUCAGUGGUCAGGGGUCAGGAGUCAAGGCAGUGGGGUCUGUGAUUGGUGGGCCUGCAGUGACAGCCACAGGGAAUGGAGCCACACCGAUAGGAAUGCCUCCACCUAAGCCCACCUCCUGGGCUGCCAUUGCCAGCAAGCCUGCCAAACAGCAGCAGUUAAAAUUGAAGGUGAAGCCAGGGAUGCCCAAUCCAGGGGGGGCUCUGCCCCCACCACCUAUUAAACACAACAUGAAUAUUGGGACCUGGGACAAGGGCCCAGUCACUAAAGUAGCCACAGCCCCACUGCAGCAGCAGCAGCCUCUUGGGCUGCCUCAUGGCAUGCCACCUCAAGGCCCCAUACAGCAAGGACCCAUGCAGCCCCCACCUCCCCAGUCAUUAGUGCAACCCCAGAUGCAGCCUAUGGCCUUACAGCCUCAGCCGCCACACCACCAGCACCAUCAGCCACCACCUCAACCCUACCAAAACCACACCCAGCCACCUCAGCCCCAGACCCGCUGGAUCGCUCCACGCAAUCGUAACCAAGGCUACGGGCAGGGUGGCCUCGGCCAAGAUGGGAGUGGCAUGAUGGGAGUUGUUGGUGGUGGGAACAAUGGCCCCUUAACGUCUACUAGUCAGGGACCUGGUGGAGAAUCCCACCCAGUGCUGGAAAAGCUGCGUGCCUCCCAUAGCUACAACCCCAAGGACUUUGACUGGAACCUGAAGAAUGGCCGCGUUUUCAUCAUUAAGAGCUACUCUGAGGAUGAUAUUCAUCGCUCCAUCAAGUAUUCCAUCUGGUGUAGCACGGAGCAUGGCAACAAGCGGCUGGACUCAGCCUUCCGUGCAAUGAAUGGUAAGGGUCCAGUGUACCUGCUGUUCAGCGUCAACGGCAGCGGUCAUUUCUGUGGCGUGGCAGAAAUGCGCUCGCCAGUGGACUACGGGACCAGCGCUGGUGUUUGGGCGCAGGACAAGUGGAAAGGCAAGUUUGACGUGGACUGGUUGUUCGUUAAGGACGUGCCUAACAGCCAGCUGCGCCACAUCCGCUUGGAGAACAACGACAACAAGCCAGUGACCAACUCCCGCGAUACCCAGGAGGUUCCUCUGGAGAAGGCCAAGCAGGUGCUGAAGAUCAUCGCCACCUACAAACACACCACCUCCAUCUUUGACGAUUUUUCUCAUUAUGAGAAGAGGCAGGAGGAGGAAGAGGAAGUGCGCAAGACUUUUGAACCUGCUCAGAUACAGAACCGCUCUCGGUUGGAUCAGGAGCGCCAAAACAGGAAUAAACAAUAGAAGACAUUUAUCCUCGGCUUGAUCAUUUACAAUAGGACUCGAUUUAAAGACAGAAGAAUAUGAAAAUGCAACGAAGCCCCUCAUUUCUGUUUUCUAUUUAAUCCUGGUGAACGUUUUUUUGUUUUAUUUUUUUUAUUUUUUUGUCCCACCAACCAUCGAUUCUUGUGCGACAAUAAUAAGCUGAUUAAAUGUUACCUAGCAGCCACCACACUCUAAUUUUUUAAAACAUGUUUUUAUUCUUGUUCCAUCACGUUCUUUUCUCUUACUGGAUGUUUUUUUUUCUCUCUCUCUUGCUCCCGCCCCCUCCUCUCUCCAAUUGAAUCAGGGUUUGACUGCCACUUUAUAUUUCAGUACAAUCAGGAACAGACGUGUCAUGCCCCUCUGUCUCCAUUUGGGGGCAGCAUUGCCAUGCUUUAUAGGUUUAUCUGUGCCAACAGGAUUGAAGGAUCCUUAAGGCAAUGUUGGGACUUGGAACUGGGAUGACAAAACUUAAGUGGUUUAACUAUUUUUCAUUCAGAUCAACAAAAUCUCUAUUUUUUGGCUUACUACUGACAAUUUUCAUUUCAGAAACUUUUUCUCUGGAGCCUUAUUUUUGUUUUUAAUUAUCAGUGACGUGUCAAAAGAACUGCUCAAACAGUGACACUGCUGGAGAAAUCAGGGAAAGUGUGAAGUCACACAGGACUUAAGACAUUUCAGAAGAGGAAGGGCUUUUGGAAAGAAACAACAAAUAUGUCCUUCACAACCAGAACUCUCACCAUUUAAAUCAAAAAUUGUACUAAUGACAUUUUCACAGCCCUCUUUUUUUCUUUUCUUUUUUGUAAAAUUUCUUUUGAUGUUUGUCCUGAGAGCGUUGUCUUUUUGUGUUUCAACAACAGAUUCCGCUUGUCUCCACAACCUGGUCAACCUGAGCAAUUUGUCAAAUUCACCAUCUUGAAUUGCUUUGUUAGAAUUACAUAAUGAUGUAACUGCUAAGUUUAAUGAAUUUUAUGCUCUUGUGUUUUUUGUUCCACAAAACAGGGGUGAGGGUUCAAAUAUUUGUCCAUUCACCGUCAUUCUGUCUUAAUCCUUUGUAUUUUUUUUCUCUGUUUCCUUGAAUUUGGGUUUUGCUAAUUCUUUCAUGUUGGUCGUAAUGCUAAGCUUUAACGUAGGAGUCUAUAUAUUCAUGGAGAAAGCCUAAAAAUGUAUAACCUAAAAAUUAAUGUAACUGAUUUACUAUCAACUAAGAAAAAAAAAUAAGAAUGAAAUGUGGUUUCUGUGUGUUUUUUGGUUGUUUCAAAUAUAGUUUGUUUUAGCUGGGAUCUACUGAUCCUGAUACAGCAAGUUCUAAAUUAUGUUUAAAAAAAAAAAAAAACAUUUGGGAACUAAAAAAAUAUUGAGAUGUGUGUGCCGAUGCAUGGCGAGCUGAAAUACAGUGGGUCUGCUGAAGAUGUCUGAAAAGAAGGUCCUCCAUGUGGCUUGCGUCUAAAGAUGACAGUGCUGUUUCCCCCCCCCCUUCUUUAGCACAUUUUAAAUAAGAACACAGUCAUUUUAAAAAAAUGAAAUCACAGAUUUUCUUCCCUUUGAUCUUGUGAUUUAUUGAAGUAUCUCUUUGGCCGCUGUGAUGCAGAGAGAAACCCCCGAAAACAGAUCUGCUGCUUCUUUCAUUUUCCAUCUUUUGUGUAUUUUCUAAUCCUGAUGUAGCCUCAAAUGAACUAAAACUCACUUUUCAGAUUCUAUUGAAAAUUUUCUUCUUUUUUUUUCUUAAUUAUUGAAGAUGAUACGGAUAAUACUGUCACCUGUGUGGAUAACUGUGGCCAAAAGUAGAUGUUUGCGUAUUUAGGUUAUAGAUGAUGUAUAUUCUUCAAUCCUGUUUUUUUGUUUGUUUGUUUUUUUUGUCUUUACCUUAUUAUAAAAGUGAAAUGGCUCAAGUAAUGCACUUUACAGAAGUCGCCCGAGUAUGAACUGCAAGUUUCAGAGAGGAAGUAAAUUUGUGAUGCUGCAUUGUGUUCUUACCCUGCCAGUGUAAUCACCUCUCAUAGCCUCUAAUCUUCAUUAUCGUUGUACUUGCACUAACCGAUAGCUAGGUUGAUUGAAGCAAUAUAGGGGACAUGCGCGCUCCCUCACCAACACCACUCUGACAUGCAGAGGAGGGCAGAGGUGAGACGCUAAAGGAUGUCACCGAGGACUUUUAUUGCCUCUGGAGUUGGUAGCUGGUUGGGAUUAAAGUACAGGGCUUACAUGUACAUUAAGGAUAAUUGUAAGAUGUUUGAUGUAAGGGGGUUGUCGGGUCGGCCACAGAUUUCAGCACUGCAGAAGGAUCCAUUAUAUGAAAUGCUAAACCUCUGAUUUAUCUAAAAGGCCACAGCUGUAGUGGACACAACCUGUUCAAAAGGAUCUAUCUUGGUUUUUCUUUAUAGAAGAAUUCAAGCCUUAAUAAACUGUUAGUUCAGAAAUCACUUUGUCUUGAUCUUGUGAGUCCUCUGUGAUUUCCUUGAGAAAUUCUUACAGUGACCUUAUCUAAAGACUCGCUUCGCAGGCCAGCCUCUGUGCUGAGAUGACCCUCAAAGGUUGUCAAGCUAGAAAUAAUUUCUUUACUUUGCCUGUCUAUUAAUCCCUGUUAGCUUCGCCCAAGAUUCUGUGUAGACAGUUGUUAUCGAACCCGGUAUGUUACUUACAGUUAAAAGAGAUUUCAGAUUUGAUUAGAUUUAUUAAACAUAUAUGUUUGUAACAUGAAGAAGAAAAUAGUCAAUGCAUUUUUUGCACGGUUUUGUUUUAGAUUCUCAAAUGUAAAAAAAUGUUUCAUAAUGCCUUUUUUUCCCCCCUUCACUUUGCUUAACUGGCACUCUCCAUGGUCCUGAUUUAGAGAAAGAGCAGUUAGCAUUCUCCUGUCACAAAAUAAACUAAAGACAGCUGUUCAGACUGAAAA
Molecule: messenger RNA, 5175 nt
Organism: Xiphophorus couchianus (Monterrey platyfish)
Lineage: Eukaryota; Metazoa; Chordata; Actinopteri; Cyprinodontiformes; Poeciliidae
Product: YTH domain-containing family protein 1
Exons: 6
Coding region: 417-2270 (617 amino acids)
Biological process (GO): mRNA destabilization
Cellular component (GO): cytoplasm
Molecular function (GO): mRNA binding; N6-methyladenosine-containing RNA reader activity
Source: RefSeq, a predicted model, not a curated record